AGGCGAGUGUGGCGUCUUUGAUUGAAGCAGAAAGGCCGGGGGGAGUUCGUUUCUUUUCCCCUCUCUUUUUCCUCCCUUUUCGUCGCCCUUUUCCGUCGGCUGACGUCACCCACCCUCGCUAUCUCCCUCUUCGAGAACUCGUGGCUCACAAAGCCUCCCUCUCUCGUACCCACACACGCACGCACGCACUCUCUCUCUCUCUCUCUCUCUCUCUGAGAACCAUUACAACAAAGCCAUGUGAUCCGAGUCUGUGUCGAAGUUGAUGAGAGGAGUGGCGAUCGGUCGGAUGGGAGGGGAUGUCUGACGCAAAGGACCCCGCGAUCAAGCUCUUCGGAAGGACCAUCCCGCUUCCGGAGAGCCUACCGCCGCCUCCGGAAGAGGUGGCUGAGCAGACGGCGAUUCCCGAUACAACUCCAGCGACGGAGACGGAUGACGGCGAUCCGGAUGCAAGCAAAGAAGUAACAAACAUGGAAGUCAACAAUAUUACAGCUGUUGCCUCUAGUGAAAGAAAUGAGGAUGGUCCAACUUGUUCCAUUGGUUUGAACAGUAGUAAUGAAAAUGAUCAUGACAAAGGUUUAUCAGAUUCCAGAGAGGAACAUAACAAGUCUGAUGCUGAAGGCUCUGCUCAAGCAAAGGUCCUCAGGAAACCAGAUAAAAUUCUGCCAUGUCCUCGUUGUAACAGUAUGGAUACUAAAUUCUGUUAUUAUAACAACUACAACAUUAACCAACCUAGACACUUCUGUAAGAAUUGCCAGAGGUAUUGGACUGCUGGGGGAACAACAAGGAAUGUUCCUGUUGGUGCUGGAAGGCGUAAAAGUAAGCACUCUGCAUCACAAGUCCGUCAGAUAAUGUUGCCAUCAGAUGGAUUGCAAUCUGCUGGACUAGAGACUUCUGAUUUACCUCAUCAUCUGACUCUUCCUUGUGGCUCUUCUGCCCCUACAAGACCUUUGAUCAGAAAUGGAACUGUUCUUAAAUUUGGGACAGAGGUGCCUCUUUGUGAAUCCAUGGCCUCUGCACUCAAUAUCAGAGAGAAAAACAGAAAUGGUGAUAUUAGCUCUAUACUAUAUGGGGAAAACGAGGGGCCCUUAUGUGCAUCUUCUGUAAAUGGCUCCAAUUUUGUUGAAAAUGGAUUAGCAGGAAAUCCAACCCACAUCGAACAGAAUGGCAUGCAGGGAUAUUGUAAUGGAGUUACAACAAUGCCUCAGUUUUCAUGUUAUCCUGUGGCUCCAUGGGCUUAUCCCUGGAGUCCAGGAUGGACUAAUGUUGCUCCUAUAGUGAGAUGCUCGCCUGAGUUUGUUCAAAGACCAGAAAAUGGUAAUCCAAGUCCAGUUCCAUGGAACCCCCCAUUGAUGGUGGGAGGCCCUGCUUUUUGUCCUCCAUCGCUUCCUUUCCCGUUCGUGCCAGCUUCUUCUUGGGGAUGCAUUUCCAGCUGGCCUAAUGGAGCGUGGAAUGUGCCGUGGCUUGGUUUCAAUAGUGGGAUACAUAGAUCAUCUUCUACGAGCAAUAGCGGAUCUUCAGGAAAUGGUUCCCCAACCUUGGGUAAACAUUCAAGAGAUGCUACCUUACAGGGUGAGGAGAAGACAGGGAAGUCUUUAUGGGUUCCUAAAACUCUUAGAAUAGAUGAUCCUGAUGAGGCUGCGAAAAGCUCAAUAUGGGCUACUCUUGGUAUUAAGCCAGAAGUUGGUAUUUUCAAACCUCUCAAAUCAAAGGCCGAAAGUAAAGCUCAGACGUCAGAUGCUGCACAUCUUUUGCAGGCAAAUCCUGCAGCAUUAUCCCGCUCUCAUUCUUUCCAGGAGAGCACAUAAGAGAAUUUAUUUGGUAGUUUUCUGGGUUCUAUUUCAUAUCUGUGCAAAAAAGGAUGCAUCGGGUUGUAGCUUCAACAUGGCAACUUUAUGUGCAUUUAUAAGUAUAUAAGUGUAACAUCCAAGAUAAAGCUGGUCCUAGGUUUACCAGUGCUUUCAAAAUUUCCAUGGGAAAGUGCCAGACUCAUCAACAAUUUAUUAAGAGUCCCAAAUUUCAUGUUGUACAUAAUAGAGAGUGGUAUUGGUGCAAGUUUCUUACAAGAAAUAGUGUUUGUUGACUCUCCUGUGAUGCGGUCAGGAAUUGACAAAAUGGCAUACAGGUCCAGAAUGGAAGAUUCAGUUCAUAACUAUCACAGAAAAGCGUGCUUCAGUUAUGAAAGAUUCUGACCACCUGCAAAGGAAGAUGUGAUAUCUGGAAUAUGUCACUUGUCUAUUGUAAAUGUCGGCCAACCGUUGACAGUAUGUGGAGUUCCACUUCUUACUUAAGAACCUGUUUGCACCAGUUGAGCCUCACUUCAGAUGGUUUGGAAUGCUUGGUGCAUCCAAUUAAGAGCAACUUUGCCCUGAUGAUCUCGUGGAAACUCCUUGCCUGCUUCUGUAGGAGGUUUGGUGGUCGUAAUUGCCUGCCUUUUUUUUCUAGAUGAAAUCAAAGAUAUCAGUUUCCUAGUAGAGAAACUUUUUCUUUCCCAACACGAGAGAAAGCCAACAUCAAUUUUUGUUCUUCUGUUUCCUUCUCCAAGAAAAGAAGCAGCCAAUGAUCCCUGUUUUCUCUUUUUCUUUGUAGGUUUUGCUGUGUGAAAGAUUUGGUGUCUCUAACAAUCAUAUUUUUUUGUAUCCUAUGAGUCGAAGAUCUACUCUUCAAAAGUUGCUCAUGAAGUUUGUAUAGACCAUCAACAUUAUAAUCGGUUAUCUUUAUGAUUGAAAAGCUUAGGUUUAUAGAUCA
Messenger RNA from Musa acuminata AAA Group (dessert banana), 2745 nucleotides. Its product is annotated as cyclic dof factor 2-like. The coding region runs from base 297 to 1805 and encodes 502 amino acids. The transcript is spliced from 4 exons. Gene Ontology annotation, biological process: regulation of DNA-templated transcription. The record is from RefSeq and is a predicted model, not a curated record. Gene Ontology annotation, molecular function: DNA binding; DNA-binding transcription factor activity. NCBI's taxonomy places the organism in Eukaryota, Viridiplantae, Streptophyta, Magnoliopsida, Zingiberales, Musaceae.